GAAAAAACGGGAAUUGCUACGUAUGCUCUCUUCUCGGCAAAGUGACGAUGAGGUACGCGCUCUUCCGGGCCCUUUCGUCGCUGCACCUCGUCAAUGAGAAAUCUCAGAAAUCGCCGCCUCUGCCACCUUCCAACGUUCCACUGGCCAUGUUCGAUUCGGCACAUGUGCCGAAAAUAAUCACGUCGUGCCACAAUCGAACUCGUCGAGCAAGAGAAGAAUGGCUCCGUCCAUGGCAACGACGCGGCUCCGGAAGGAGUACGUGGCGCUGAAGAAGAAGCCGGUCGACAACAUCGAGGCCGUCCCGCUCGAGAGCAACAUCCUCGAGUGGCACUACGUCAUCCGUGGCGUCGGCGUCUACGAAGGCGGGCUCUACCACGGCAAGCUCAAGUUCCCGCCCGAGUACCCGAUGAAGCCGCCGUCCGUGUACAUGGCGACGCCCAGUGGCCGCUUCGAGCCCAACACGCGCCUCUGCUUGAGCAUGUCGGACUUCCACCCGGAGACGUGGAACCCCAUGUGGUCGGUCGGCAGCAUCCUCACGGGCCUCUUCUCCUUCAUGAACGAAGACACGCCGACGACCGGGAGCAUCGAGACGACGGACGAAGAGAAGCAGCGCUUGGCGGCGGCGUCCUUGGCGCACAACUGCCUCCCGACCAACACGACCUUUCGGAAGCUCUUCCCGCACUACGUUGAGCUGCAUGACGAGCGCGUCAAGGAAGCCGCGGCGAAAGCGGUCUCGGGCGUCGAAGAAGGACUCGACAAGAUGGCGCUUCAAGCGUAGAGCUGUCUCGUGUUCAUUGCACAUAUAUAUAUACCUCUACCGAUCGUCUAAGGUCUCGUUACGUCGACGUCGGUGACGACCUGCA
This is a messenger RNA of Saprolegnia diclina VS20, 863 nucleotides long. Its product is annotated as ubiquitin-conjugating enzyme E2 J2. Lineage: Eukaryota; Oomycota; Saprolegniomycetes; Saprolegniales; Saprolegniaceae. The transcript has a single exon. Bases 218 to 778 code for a protein of 186 amino acids. The record is from RefSeq and is a predicted model, not a curated record.